GUGAGCUUCUUCUUCUUCCACCCUGACACACACACACACACCAGCCUCCUGUCUCUGCACUGAGGACACCCCGGGGUGUGUGUGAGAGAGACAGAGUGUGUCCAACUUUUUGUGCUGGAUCUUUAAUCCCCUUUCAUCCCCUCAGUUAGCCUCUCCUCCUCGUCCCAGCCGGGAAGCAAACAUGACAGACUCGUCAACCAACAUGCGGCUGAAACUGCCGAUCAUUUGCUUCAUCCUGGAGAUCAUCCUCAUCAUCCUCUUCGGUGUUCUGGUGCAGUACGACCAUGAGACGGACGCCAGGGAAUGGCAUAACAAGAACCACUCAGAGUAUGAGAACGACUUCUACUACCGUUACCCAAGUUUCCAGGACGUGCAUGUGAUGAUCUUCAUCGGCUUUGGCUUCCUAAUGACCUUCCUGCAGCGCUAUGGCUUCAGCAGCGUGGGCUUCAACUUCCUGAUCGCAGCCUUCUCCAUACAGUGGGCCACGCUCAUGCAGGGCUUCUUCCAUGGUAUGCAUGGAGGCAAGAUCCACAUCGGGGUGGAGAGUAUGAUUAAUGCUGACUUCUGCACUGGCGCUGUGCUCAUCUCAUUUGGAGCCGUUUUGGGUAAAACCAGCCCUGUCCAGCUGCUGGUCAUGGCGAUUUUGGAGGUCACACUGUUUGCUGUCAAUGAGUUUGUCCUGCUAUCCGCACUGGGGGCCAAGGAUGCCGGAGGCUCCAUGACCAUCCACACGUUUGGAGCCUACUUUGGCCUUAUGGUGACCCGAAUCCUGUACCGGCCCAACCUGGAUAAGAGCAAACACAGGAACAGCUCAGUCUACCAUUCUGACCUGUUCGCUAUGAUCGGUACCAUCUACCUGUGGAUGUUCUGGCCCAGCUUCAACUCUGCCGUCACAGCUCAUGGAGACGACCAGCACCGCACAGCCAUGAACACCUACUACUCCCUGGCAGCCUGCACUCUAUCCACAUACGGCAUGUCCGCCCUCACAGCACACGAUGGCAAGCUGGACAUGGUCCACAUCCAAAACGCUGCCCUGGCCGGUGGAGUCGCAGCAGGAACAGCUGGUGAAAUGAUGCUGACGCCUUACGGCUCCAUGAUUGUUGGUUUCCUGGCCGGCAUCAUCUCUGUUCUGGGCUUCAAGUACCUCUCACCCAUCCUGGAGGAAAAACUGAAGAUCCAAGACACCUGCGGGGUUCACAACCUACACGGCAUGCCCGGCGUCCUGGGUGCUAUUGUGGGAGCGGUGACUGCCGCCGUGGCAACCACAGACGUUUAUGGAAAAGGUAUGGCAGACGUGUUCCCUGAUGUGGCAAGUGGAGAUAUCCAAGCGUCUUACCAGGGCGUCCGUCAGGCCAUUUCCCUUGCCGUCACCCUCGGCGUCGCCCUGGGGGGAGGGCUUCUUACCGGUUUCAUUUUGAAGCUUCCCGUCUUCGGCGCUCCUCCUGACACCAUCUGCUACGAGGACAGCAUCUACUGGGAGGUGCCUGGAGACGAGGAGGGUCACGAGGAACAGUUGACCGCCGUGAACACGGCAGAGACUGAGAAGCUCAACAGUUAGACACACACACAGAGACAGAAUCUCUCUCUCUCUCUCUCUCUCUCUCUCUCUCUCACAGACACACACACACUCACACACACACACACACACACACACACACACACACACGCACACACACACACACACGCACACACACACACACAAAGAGGUUUUAACAUCCUAGCACUUGAGUAUUACACCCUUUAGGUUGUAAAAUGUACCUGCAUCGUGUUCAUGUCAACUGCCAAAUGUCUGUUUUUAAUGUGUAAAAACUCAAAUUCACAUUUGUAUCCUGCAGAAACAAAAAAAAAAAAGAAAUCUCUCUUACAGUGUAUAGGUUAUUGACAGCUGUGCCCACUAGAGGUCGAUGUAGAGCUGUGUCACUCUGCGCUACAGGCCUGUGAAAAGACUGCAUUGGGAAAUGAUGUGUCUAUUUGAUGAAAGAUGCUGUCUAAUUGUCCCCUAAACCAGGCCAAGACACGGUUACAGAAUUUAAUUUCAGCAGCCGGUUCAAACCAAAGACAAACAGACUCCUUCAGAGCCAGAAGCCUCCAUUCAGUAGAGACGGCCUAACUGAGUCUUGGGAAAUCUAACAUUUAAAGAUUGGUUACAUUUUCAGUGCAAACCAAUUAUGUUUUUACUAUUUCCUUUAUUUUAAAUAAAGGAUGGAAAAGAGGCACAAUGAUGGGUUUUUUAUACUUGUAUUAUCUCCUAAUACUUUAGGUUUGGGAUUUUAUUUUUCAUAUUAAAAUGUAUAUGAUUAGUUAGAAUAGAAAUGUCACUGUUGGUUCAGUUAUGUACCUUUUAUAUUUGUAUGUUGGACCUUUAAGGAAAAGGUUUAAAACGAUUAGAUGAAAGCUGCAUUCACAGUUUGAAACAUCAUUAUCAUCAAUUUAUGUGAGUUGAAAGUCUUUUGAAAGAGAAUAUUUGAUACAUUUUUGGCAAAAUAAUUUGUUGAAGUGUGUUGUGUCUCAUUUAAUAUCCAAUAUUAAAGUGUAUAUAUUGUAAUAUGAUGAGGGAUAAAGGAAAAGUUGAAUAAAAAUCAUCCAGUCGGUGAUAAACGUUCUCCUUUUAAUUACAAAUCUUGUCUCACAAUCAUUAAAGUCAGAACAUUUUCUUCAGUACCAGAAGUAAAGUUUCCAGUGCAAACAGGAACUGAUGCAGCAUACAGUACCUUUUCAUGCUGCAGAUUCACCAAAAUGCAAACUGAUUUGGAGCGACAGCUACUUUGCUGCCUCCAAGGCAACAACACUUUGGGAUUGCAUCAUCAAUUCUAUGUGAAUUGUUUUGAAACACAAUAUUUGAUUAACUUUUGGCAAAAUAAAUUGUUGGAGUUU
This is a messenger RNA of Sebastes umbrosus (honeycomb rockfish), 2874 nucleotides long. RefSeq names its product Rh family B glycoprotein (gene rhbg). Gene Ontology annotation, cellular component: plasma membrane. Gene Ontology annotation, molecular function: ammonium channel activity. The coding region runs from base 182 to 1558 and encodes 458 amino acids. NCBI's taxonomy places the organism in Eukaryota, Metazoa, Chordata, Actinopteri, Perciformes, Sebastidae. The record is from RefSeq and is a predicted model, not a curated record. The transcript has 10 exons. Gene Ontology annotation, biological process: ammonium transmembrane transport; ammonium homeostasis.